AUGCCCACUGAACAGGACAGAAGCUUUUUCAAAGUUAUCAUACUUGGUUCCGGUCUUGCUGGCAGUCUGUUGGCCAACGGGCUCAUUCAUAACAAUGUCAACACCGUGGUCUACGAGAGAACAAAGCGACACGCCAAGCGGGAAGGAUACCAGAUAAGGCUGGGAGCACCAGCACUGGAAGGUAUGCGUGCUUGCCUGAGCCAAGAGCAGAUCAAUACUAUCGUAUCAAAAUUCGGGCGAUCAGGCGGCAUGAAGUCCAGCGCUCCGGUUUUCUACAGCGAGGAUUUCCGCAAACUCAUCGACCUGACUCGCUUUCCAGUCUACAGCAAGUCAGCACCAAUCAACAGAGGAAUUCUGCGUGAUAGCCUCGCGGACCCUGUGUUUGCUGCGGGAAUACUGCAGUACGAGCGCAGUUUUGAGCGCUAUGAGAUCCUCAACCCGGGCUCGACUCAAGAGCGUGUGCGGGUCUGGUUUGAAGACGGGGGCUCGGUUGACUGCGAUGUUCUGAUCGGAGCAGAUGGUAGUCACUCAAAGGUGAACCGCACCCUGGGCCUGAAUAACAUAUCCCAAGUAGAGAGUCAUAUCAGCAUGAGUGCCAAGAAUGAUCUUCCUACAAAGAACUACCUGUCUAUGACACCAGCGCUUCGUGAAACCCCAAUUAUGGCUAUGGCGGACAAUAUACCCCUGUACUUUUGUGCGUAUCUACCAGACAAGUCAGGCGACGAUGGCAAGAUGGCUGUGGAUGAGACUUUAUCCUCCUCAAUGUUCGGCAUUCACAUCCCAGCAGAUGCUUGUCCUGCCGACAUAUGGGAAAAGAGUAAUGAAGAAAAAUGGGAUAUCAUCAGUUGUGCGUUGCGCGGUUGGGCACCUGAGUAUCAUGAAAUCCUAAAUCUAGUAAAGGGCUCAGACAUCUACCUAUAUCGUGCUCGUGUGAGCAAGCGCCCAGCGAAAGAUUGGCGAGCAAAAGUGAGGUCAGAGGAGUUCCCUGAACGAGGACAUCCACGGGUCUGGCUUAUGGGAGAUGCUAUGCAUGCAAUGCUCCCUACGAGAGGAAUGGGCGGCAAUCAGUCGAUGCGAGAUGCAGCAACUAUUUUGCCACUCCUCGUCCGAUUGCAUACCGAAGCUGAGUCGAAUAAAGGAACCUCGGUUGAAGCUAUAGCAGCAGCUUGCAGAGAAUAUGAAGAUGAAAUGAUUCCUCGUACGUUCGAGUGGGUUGCAAAAAGUGGAGGUUCGAACCUCAUGCCCAUUGACACCUCUACGCUUCUGGGAAUGGUGUUCAUGUUCAUUGCUGCUCAAGUUAUGAAUCUGGCUUAUGUCUGGUACAGCGUCAGAGACUUAAUAUCCAAGAAGAAGAUCAUGGAUGACGCACCAGAACUGAAGGACUAG
Messenger RNA from Cadophora gregata, 1386 nucleotides. RefSeq lists its product as uncharacterized. The record is from RefSeq and is a predicted model, not a curated record. The transcript has 6 exons. Gene Ontology annotation, molecular function: FAD binding. Bases 1 to 1386 code for a protein of 461 amino acids. Lineage: Eukaryota; Fungi; Ascomycota; Leotiomycetes; Helotiales; Ploettnerulaceae.